UCCACCGGGAGGGCUUCGAGAGGCUGAUUCUCGCGAGAAACGAUAAAACGCGAGAGAGCGAAUCGACAAUUGGUGCCCAAGCUUCGGCGCUUGGCAGCAAAAAUUUAUCUUGUUUUCCUGAAACCUCAGAUUCCAAUUUUACCUUUCAAUUUUAGAUAUUGGCUGAUGCCUUUUCAUCUUAUUUUAUUUUUCUUCGUGGAUUCGCGAUGGACUGGUGCUAUGAUCGGAUACCUACUUCGGCACAGGCUGUCAACUUCGGACGAUGAGGAAGUAGAGCAGACAGCUAGACUGGAAGAUAGAGGGUCGAGCCCGCCUUUCGCUUUCAUCAGGCCGAUGUUAGGAAUUGUGGUUAAGGAGGCUCUUCUGUAUCUCGAUGUGAUCAGGAUAUGUUCAUGUAUGCGUGAUCCUCGCUUCCAUGCUGGUGGGAUCCACCGAUGGCCGGCUGGGCUGCAUAAGCUCCCUUUAGCUUGCAGUUGGUACCUGUCAGUGUCUCAGCGUAGGGUUACUCUGUCUUCCCAUCUGCGUCAUAUUGUGCCGUCACCCGUUCUCCAUAACUCCGGAUGUAACACUCAUGACGAAUAUGUACAGGCCGUGGCUUGUAAUAUGUAUGUUAAUCAAGUUAUUUGAGUGUAGCUAGUUUGAACAGUUUGAUAUCUUAAGCAGCUGCUGAAGAUGCAAAGAGGGCAUGAGGAGUG
This is a messenger RNA of Xylaria bambusicola, 695 nucleotides long. RefSeq lists its product as uncharacterized. The transcript has a single exon. The record is from RefSeq and is a predicted model, not a curated record. The coding region runs from base 166 to 627 and encodes 153 amino acids. NCBI's taxonomy places the organism in Eukaryota, Fungi, Ascomycota, Sordariomycetes, Xylariales, Xylariaceae.